CCACUGUUCCAAACGGAACAAUCCCAGCAGCUGGGAGAAACCAUAAAGAAACUUCUGCCCUCAAAGGGAGAUCCUCCACGAGGAGAAAAGGUAAGCAGAGAUAACCCUCAACAUUCCCACCCAGCUACAAGCUCCCCUUCCUUCUGCCAUGCCUCCUCAGCUGCACACUGGCCUGAACUGCACUGCUGACGUCGUCCAGGGAAGCAUGGACGGCUUGGCUCCGUCAGUGAGAGACUUCAUUGAGAGCAGUGCGCGGCUGUGCCAACCUGACAAGAUCCAUAUCUGUGAUGGCUCAGAGGAAGAGAAUGAGAAAAUCCUUGACUGUAUGGUGGGACAGGGAAUGAUCAAGAAACUCAAAAAAUAUGAGAACUGUUGGUUGGCUCUCACUGAUCCCAGAGAUGUGGCCAGGAUCGAAAGCAAAACCGUAAUUAUCACCCAGGAACAACGAGACACAGUACCGAUUCCCAAAGUAGGAAUUAGCCAGCUGGGUCGUUGGAUGUCUGAAGAAGAUUUUGAGAAAGCUUUUAAUGCUAGGUUUCCAGGAUGUAUGAAAGGUAGAACAAUGUACGUUAUCCCCUUCAGCAUGGGACCCAUCGGUUCUCCUUUGUCUAAGAUUGGCAUCGAGCUAUCCGAUUCGCCCUAUGUGGUGGCCAGCAUGAGGAUCAUGACCCGAAUGGGAACUCCAGUCCUGGAGGCUCUGGGCAGUGGGGAGUUUGUAAAAUGCCUUCACUCCGUUGGGUGUCCUUUACCCUUAAAAAAACCUCUGGUCAAUAACUGGCCCUGUAAUCCGGAUUUGACUCUCAUCGCUCAUAUCCCUGAUCGUAGAGAGAUUAUUUCAUUCGGAAGUGGAUAUGGCGGGAACUCUCUCCUGGGAAAGAAGUGCUUUGCGCUCAGGAUAGCAAGCAGAAUUGCCAAGGAAGAAGGCUGGCUUGCUGAGCACAUGCUGAUUUUGGGCAUCACAAAUCCUGAGGGUCAGAAAAAGUACUUUGCAGCAGCUUUUCCCAGUGCCUGUGGAAAGACCAACUUGGCUAUGAUGAACCCAACCCUCCCAGGGUGGAAAAUUGAGUGUGUUGGCGAUGAUAUUGCCUGGAUGAAAUUUGAUGGACAUGGUAAUUUAAGGGCUAUCAAUCCAGAAAAUGGAUUUUUUGGAGUUGCUCCUGGGACCUCAGUGAAAACAAAUCCCAAUGCAAUUAAGACUAUUCAGAAGAACACUGUCUUUACUAACGUAGCAGAAACGAGUGAUGGAGGCAUUUACUGGGAAGGCAUUGAUGAGCCUUUGGGACCUGAUGUUACUCUGACUUCCUGGAAAAACAAGGAGUGGACACCAGAGGAUGGGGAACCUUGCGCUCAUGCAAAUUCUCGAUUCUGCACACCGGCCAGCCAAUGCCCAAUUAUUGACCCAGCCUGGGAGUCUCCAGAAGGAGUGGCCAUUGAGGGUAUCAUCUUUGGAGGUCGCAGACCAUCUGGUGUACCUCUGGUGUAUGAAUCUUUGAACUGGCAGCAUGGAGUGUUUGUUGGGGCAGCAAUGAGAUCUGAAGCCACAGCAGCAGCUGAGCAUCAAGGCAAAAUUAUUAUGCAUGAUCCUUUUGCCAUGAGGCCUUUCUUUGGCUACAACUUUGGUAAAUACCUUUCCCACUGGCUAAGCAUGGCCCACCGCCCGGCAGCUAAGCUGCCUAAGAUCUUCCAUGUCAACUGGUUCCGGAAGGAUAAGGAAGGGAAAUUCCUGUGGCCUGGGUUUGGUGAGAACUCCCGUGUGCUGGAAUGGAUGUUCAAUCGAAUCAGUGGGGAAAAUUGUGCCAAAGUCACUGCCAUUGGCUAUAUUCCUUCUGAAAAUGCUUUAAACCUGAAGGGCCUGAGUGAUGUGAACAUGACAGAACUCUUCAGCAUCUCCAAGGAAUUCUGGGAGAAGGAGGUGGAGGAUAUUGAGAAAUAUUUUGAUGAGCAAGUCAAUGCUGACCUCCCUUAUGAAAUGGAAAGAGAAAUCCAUGCGUUGAAGCAAAGAAUAAACCAGUUGUAAUCCAAAGAUUUUUAGAAAAUGAUGAGUUUUCAGUCCAUGAGCAACAUAAACUAUCUAAUGAAAAGGUGGAUUUUAUUGAAUUGUCACUGCCAGUAGCACAAUAAUGAACGCAGUGAUAAGCAGGUAGUAGC
This is a messenger RNA of Tachyglossus aculeatus (Australian echidna), 2148 nucleotides long. It is a transcript of the gene PCK1, whose product is annotated as phosphoenolpyruvate carboxykinase 1. Gene Ontology annotation, biological process: cellular response to insulin stimulus; propionate catabolic process; gluconeogenesis. The transcript is spliced from 10 exons. The record is from RefSeq and is a predicted model, not a curated record. Lineage: Eukaryota; Metazoa; Chordata; Mammalia; Monotremata; Tachyglossidae. Gene Ontology annotation, molecular function: phosphoenolpyruvate carboxykinase (GTP) activity; manganese ion binding; GTP binding. Gene Ontology annotation, cellular component: mitochondrion; cytosol. Bases 149 to 2017 code for a protein of 622 amino acids.